AUGAAUGGGGACACCUUCUAUGACUGGUUUUGCGGAAUUUUGCCUAAACUGAAAGAUAAUUCCGUGAUAGUCAUGGACAAUGCUUCCUACCAUUCCGUCAAACUGGACCCCAUUCCCACAAAUGCUUGGAAAAAGGACAAAAUUGUACAAUGGUUAAGUUCCAAAGGUUGUAGUAUCGAGACGCCGAUGGUCAAACAUUUAAUGUUGGACAAGGUCAAAGAAAUUAGACAUCUUCAUGACAAAUAUGUGAUUGACGAAGAAGCAUCAAAAUCCAAUAAAAUUGUAUUGCGUUUGCCGCCUUACCAUUGUGAGUUAAACCCAAUAGAGUUGGCGUGGGCGGCUGUGAAAAAUCACGUAAAAUAUAAUAAUACAACGUUCAAGCUAAACGACGUACAAAAAUUACUGGUCGAUGGCGUCAAUCUUGUAACACCAGACAUGUGGGCCAAUUUCGUCAGACAUACCAUCAAAGAAGAAGAUAAAUUGUUCAAUAUCGAUUUCAUUACUGAAGAAUUUGAAGAAGAAGGAACAUCUCACGUAUUGACAAUUACAGGAGAUACUUCUUCCGAUUGUUCCGAUUAA
Macrosiphum euphorbiae (potato aphid) is the source of this 579-nucleotide messenger RNA. Lineage: Eukaryota; Metazoa; Arthropoda; Insecta; Hemiptera; Aphididae. The record is from the annotation of a GenBank genome assembly.